Engraulis encrasicolus (European anchovy) is the source of this 1074-nucleotide messenger RNA. RefSeq names its product tetraspanin-1. The transcript has 8 exons. The record is from RefSeq and is a predicted model, not a curated record. Gene Ontology annotation, cellular component: plasma membrane. NCBI's taxonomy places the organism in Eukaryota, Metazoa, Chordata, Actinopteri, Clupeiformes, Engraulidae. The coding region runs from base 80 to 802 and encodes 240 amino acids.
AGAAAGACAGACAUAUAACACACUGCAAUCCAUUGCCUUUUUAAUCACAAGUAGUUCCGCUGAAUGAGACUGAUUCAACAUGGGAUGCUUCACAUUCGUCAAAGUAAUGAUGAUUUUGUUCAACAUGCUUAUCUUUCUGGCGGGAGUCACCCUCCUGGCCGUGGGGAUCUGGGUGAGUGUGGAUGGCAGCUCCUUCCUGAAGGUGCUGGGCCCCUUCUCCACCAACGCCAUGCAGUUUGUUAACGUGGGCUUCUUCUGCAUCGCCAUCGGGGCCGUGCUGGUGCUGCUGGGGUUCAUGGGCUGCUACGGCGCUCAGAAGGAGAGCAGGUGCCUCCUACUGCUGUUCUUCGCCGUCAUCCUCAUCAUUUUCAUAGCAGAAGUGGCAGCAGGGGUGGUGGCUUUGGCGUACUCAUCAUUUGCAGAGGGCAUUCUCAAAGCUUGGGCCACCACAGCCCUGAAGGAGCAGUAUGGCAAAGAUCCUGUUGUCACGAAGAUUUGGAACACUACCAUGACUGAACUGAAAUGCUGUGGGUUCACCAACUACACCGACUUCUCGGAUUCCUACUACUUCAGUCAGAACUCUCAGAGCUACCCGCCGACUUGCUGUAAAAAACAGAGCACAUGCAGCCCUACUUAUGCCCAGCUCGGUGAAAUUCAGGGCUGCUUUGAACAACUGCUGACAAUUCUUACGAAGAAUGCAAACAUCGUUGGAGGAAUUGCUGCGGGUGUUUGUGGUAUAGAGGUGGCUGCUAUGGUGGUGUCCAUGUACCUGUACUGCUACCUGGAUAAACACUCCAGAUGAAAAGUGGACAGUGUCAGUUCAACACACGCACAAGGGAUGGUGUACACUGCACACACAGACAUUACUAUUCAUGUCAUGAAUGGCAUGUAUAGGCUGGCUGUCAACAUAAAUGAAAUGAAACAUUAACAUUUACAACACAUAUACAAACCGUUUUGAAGAAAAUCUGUGUAUUCAUGCACAUCUAUGCUAAUAUUAUCUUGGAAGCGGGUCACAAAGGAAUAUAAUGCUGCCUUAUAUAAUAUUUUUGUUCUUUAUAGAUUAUAUUUUUAAAU